AUGAAAAAAUGCGUUCAAAGAGAGAAACUGGAUGAGAAAUUUAAACAAUUACAUGGAUUUAAUGGUUUCACAUGCAAGACUGUCAUAACGGGAUUUACAAUGUUAUGCCAGGUUUUAUUGAUUCUGCGAAAAGCCUUGGAAUUGCUUCUAAUGAAGAUUUCAACGGUGAAUGACAAAAUUGAGUUGGACAUACCAGAGGGAAGAAGGUGUUCUUUGGCAGAAUGCUAUUUAAAAGAUGCACUAAAAAAAGUCGAAUUACAUUUAGGUUCAGAUCUAUAUGAAUUUGGAAAAGUUAUUGCCGUAGAUAUUAGAUCAUAUGCCCAUGUGUUAGAUAUUAUUGGGGACGAAAAGAAUGAAAAAGAAAAUAUUGCGAUCGUGCGUAAAGAACUGCCAGUUGGAAGAAAUUUUUGGGAUUAUUCAUCAUAUUUAUUUGCUGCAAAAGCAAAUCCAGGUGAAAUUCACCAUUGGAAUAGUGGAUCUGAAACUGGGAUAAUACAUAAAGCUAAUGAAAGUUAA
Racocetra persica is the source of this 516-nucleotide messenger RNA. The record is from the annotation of a GenBank genome assembly. NCBI's taxonomy places the organism in Eukaryota, Fungi, Glomeromycota, Glomeromycetes, Diversisporales, Gigasporaceae.